Gregarina niphandrodes is the source of this 732-nucleotide messenger RNA. RefSeq lists its product as hypothetical. The transcript has a single exon. The coding region runs from base 1 to 732 and encodes 243 amino acids. Lineage: Eukaryota; Apicomplexa; Conoidasida; Eugregarinorida; Gregarinidae. The record is from RefSeq and is a predicted model, not a curated record.
AUGCAUUUGUGCGUCGCCAAGAGUCAUUCGGAAGGUGUGCCUGUUGCCCUGCUGUCCGUGUUGGACGUGGGUGCGGGUAGCUCCCCGUCAGUAGAGGCCGCUGUCCAAGGGACUGACGGGCCGGUCGUCGACCCGGAGGUUGCGUUGAAGCAGAAGAAUGAGGAGGCGGGACAGUUGCUAAUGAUGGUAUGCCGAUAUAUCCAGUUGCAGGAGCAGAGGGUCGAGUGGGAGCAGUACGCGAAGACGCAUCCGAAGCCGGCUGAUGAGAAGGCGGUGCCCGAAGCCUGCAAAGCCGUCGUCGAUGCCCUGGAAGCCAAGGACUUGGAAGCGGUGAAGACCGCCCGCGUCAAGGCUGAUGCUGUCGUCGACGCUGCCUUGGAAAGCAUGAAGAACUCCCAGCUACCUGCCGACGCCACGGACGACCAAAUUGUCAGCGCGCUCAACGUUGUCCGCAGCGACGGUGCCAACGAACGCAUUGAUAGUUCCGUCAACUGGAUCGUUCGAUCCUUCGCUGGCGCCUACGAGAUGGCCGACGACGAGACCAAAGACAAGCUCAAGCAAACCUUCCCAGAAAAGAACCCCGAGGGCCAGCUCUACUUCGACGAGUUGCUCACCAAGAGCAAAGAAGCUCUCGCCGCCGAGGAAGCUCAACGCGCCGCUUACGAACGCUUCAUGGCCGCCCAGCAAGCCGCCGCUGCCGCCGAGCAACCCAAGGAGGAGGAGGAAGCCUAG